UUACAGACAAAAAGAGAUUUGUUGUUGAUAGAUUCAGCUGAGGCAUUGAGGCUUGUUGGAAGCAAUUGCGCUAACAAAUUAAAAAAUUGAAAAGAAAAAGUAAAAGAAAAAGAAAGGGGAAAAAAGGAAGAGGAGAGGACGGAGUUUCAUACAGAACUCGUAUGCUCGCGGCUCUCGCAGCUCUGGCUAAUGUACCGAAUCUUCUGGAGGUAACGGCAUUACGAGACGAUCAUCCACAAGCUUCGACGCACACAACUCCGCAAGAUAUCUAUUGGGAUGGGGGGCUAAGACAUCUCAGCGGUCUACAUUUUGCAUUUCCCAAGCUCCUAGAUGACGACGAUGGUGGUCGUGGAAUCAGAAUGUUGUACGUAGGUGGGGCUAUAUAAUAACCGUUAGACUGUUCGAACGUCUAACGGCGCCAUUUUUAACGUUCGAGAAAGAAUCC
Molecule: messenger RNA, 445 nt
Organism: Xylaria bambusicola
Lineage: Eukaryota; Fungi; Ascomycota; Sordariomycetes; Xylariales; Xylariaceae
Exons: 2
Coding region: 162-386 (74 amino acids)
Source: RefSeq, a predicted model, not a curated record